CAUUCACUCGCUCUGGCCCCUCUCACUUUCUUUUCAGAAGGGGGAACUUCCCAUGCACAGAGAAACCGCAUAUUUUUUCUCUCUCUCUCUCUGCAAAAACCAAAAAUAAAAGGCUCAAAAAGCGGGGACCAACGAAACUCAUGUAGUGCACAGAGAGGGGGAUACUGUACGAAUGGACGGCGAUGUCUUGGCUCCCCCUCUCUCUCUCUCUCUCUCUCUCUAAAAGCAUACCCCUUUUUUCUCUCUAACCCAAAUCCAAAACAAUAAAAGACGUUUCCUCUUCAACCUCUUCCCAAAGCUUGCAAGCGACUGAGCAAGUUCAACUACACAUGCUCCUCCCUGAUAUUUCCCCUUUAAAAACCAUCGUGCUUUCUCUCUCUAAACCAGUCCUAAUACUCGGAGCAGAAGUAGAGAGAGAAAAUGAUCAGCUUAUUGGACCUCUACCAUGUCUUAACAGCGGUGGUUCCACUCUAUGUGGCCAUGAUCUUAGCUUACGGUUCAGUAAAAUGGUGGAAAAUCUUCACUCCCGAUCAGUGCUCAGGAAUCAACAGAUUUGUGGCGUUGUUCGCUGUUCCUUUGCUUUCUUUCCACUUCAUCGCCGCUAAUGAUCCUUAUUCCAUGAACUUUCGAUUCAUUGCAGCUGAUACCCUGCAAAAACUCAUUGUCCUCGGUGUUUUAGCAGUAUGGUGCAGAGUUAGUAAGAGGGGCACACUGGAAUGGACCAUCACACUGUUUUCUCUCUCUACACUGCCUAACACUCUGGUCAUGGGUAUCCCCUUACUGAAAGGCAUGUAUGGUGAUUUCUCGGGGAGUCUCAUGGUCCAGAUCGUGGUGCUUCAGUGCAUCAUAUGGUACACUCUCAUGCUCUUCCUGUUCGAAUAUAGGGGAGCCAAGCUCCUUAUCACCGAGCAAUUUCCCGACACAGCGGCCGCCAUUAAGUCCUUCACUGUGGAUUCAGAUGUUCUCUCUCUAGAUGGCCGAGAACCGCUGGAGACCAACGCUGAGAUUGGAGAAGAUGGAAAGCUUCACGUUACGGUGAGGAAGUCCAAUGCUUCUCGCUCUGAUAUCUUCUCUCGAAGAUCGCAGGGAAUCACUCCUCGACCUUCUAAUCUCACAAACGCUGAGAUUUACUCUCUGCAAUCCUCUCGAAACCCAACGCCGAGAGGUUCAAGCUUCAACCACACUGAUUUCUACUCCAUGAUCGCCGGCCGUGGCAACCCAAACCCCAAUAUGAGCCCAAGACACUCCAAUUUUGGAGCUAAUGAUCUCUACUCCAGCAGGGGACCAACGCCCAGGCCCUCUAAUUUCGAAGACGAGACUAAGGACAGCGAUUACCAUCACAAAUCGCGAUUCGCAAGGGGUUCUUCAGAGAAUCACCCUCUUCCCAUUGCUCCUCCUAAUCCUUCCAUUGCUCAAUAUCCCGCUCCCAAUCCUGCCAUGUUUUCGCCUAAUAGCGGGACUAAGCCCGCGGUUAAAGGUGCUAAUGGGCAACAAAAUGAGGGAGCCAAGGAUUUGCACAUGUUCGUCUGGAGCUCGAGUGCUUCUCCUGUAUCGGAAGUUUUCGGACAGCAUCAAGAGUUUGGGGCUUCUAAAGAAGUAAGGGUUGGUGUAUCCCCGACAAAUGAACACCCACCAUCGAAAGGAGAAAGUUAUCCAAGAGAGAGUCAGGAAUAUGAGCGUGGCGAUUUUAGCUUUGGGAACGCAGGUGCAGAAGGAGAGGGGCAAAAUCAAGGGAAGUUCGGUUCAAGCUCAGCUAUGGAGCUUCACUCUAGGCCAACGGAUGGAAAAGCCACGUCCAUGCCUCCUGCCAGUGUUAUGACAAGACUUAUUCUCAUCAUGGUUUGGAGGAAGCUUAUUCGAAACCCAAACACAUAUUCCAGCUUGAUUGGUCUCACAUGGUCCCUUGUCUCCUUCAGGUGGCACGUCAAGAUGCCUGCUAUUGUGGCUCAGUCCAUUUCGAUUCUCUCAGAUGCAGGCCUUGGAAUGGCUAUGUUCAGUUUGGGGUUAUUCAUGGCGUUGCAGCCGAGGAUCAUAGCAUGUGGGAAUUCGAUAGCAGCUUUUGCGAUGGGAGUGAGAUUCCUUAGCGGACCAGCUGUCAUGGCUGCUGCUUCCAUUGCUGUUGGAUUGCGAGGCGUCCUCUUACACGUCGCCAUUGUACAGGCGGCACUUCCUCAAGGCAUUGUCCCCUUCGUCUUCGCCAAAGAGUACAACGUACACCCCGAUAUUCUGAGCACCGGAGUUAUAUUUGGCAUGCUGAUCGCCUUGCCCAUAACACUAGUCUACUACAUCUUAUUGGGUCUUUGAAAGCCAUCUCUCUCUCUCCCUACCCGACAUGGAGCAGGGCCUGGUCUGUACUGCUGCCAUUGUUUGUCAUGAAGCGCCGACCGCCCCAACAGUUAGUUUCCUCAGACAGCAAUGGCCUCGCUGGCUGCAACCACAAAAAAGAGGAUAUGCCAUGCCAAACGGACCACAAUGCAACACACAGCAAACCCCACCUCUAUUUUACUGUGAAAACCCGAAUUCCUCUUUAAGGGAGUUGUAAUCAUGUAACCAUAUGUUUGGUUUUAGUCGUUUUAGGUUUACAGUUUUAAUGGCGAAAUUUUGUCACGAGAAAGGAUUCCAAAAGCAUAGAAAUCGCAGCUCUGUUUUAUCCUUUCUCUCUCUA
This is a messenger RNA of Amborella trichopoda, 2665 nucleotides long. RefSeq names its product Auxin efflux carrier family protein (gene PIN1). Lineage: Eukaryota; Viridiplantae; Streptophyta; Magnoliopsida; Amborellales; Amborellaceae. The record is from RefSeq and is a predicted model, not a curated record. Gene Ontology annotation, molecular function: auxin efflux transmembrane transporter activity. Gene Ontology annotation, biological process: auxin polar transport; auxin export across the plasma membrane. Gene Ontology annotation, cellular component: plasma membrane; endoplasmic reticulum.